Ceratosolen solmsi marchali is the source of this 2865-nucleotide messenger RNA. RefSeq names its product regulation of nuclear pre-mRNA domain-containing protein 2. Bases 145 to 2865 code for a protein of 906 amino acids. The transcript is spliced from 10 exons. Gene Ontology annotation, biological process: mRNA 3'-end processing. The record is from RefSeq and is a predicted model, not a curated record. Gene Ontology annotation, molecular function: RNA polymerase II complex binding. Lineage: Eukaryota; Metazoa; Arthropoda; Insecta; Hymenoptera; Agaonidae.
AAAUUAUAACUUAAGCCGUACAUUUAAGUAAGUGUAAUAAAAUUGCAAAUAAUGUACAAUACAUGAGGGCGGCGCUGAACUGGAGUAAACAAAAAAAUGGCCGUCAGAUAUACAAGAACAGGUCAUUUCGUUACGAUCGAUUAAAUGUUUCUAAACAAUUUUCUCGUAUCUAUAGAUUACUGUGAAAUUAAUAAGGUUUUUGAGUCUAUAAGAUUUAAGAUCUACAAUAAAUUUAUAUAUUUAACCAUGGUUUCGAACGAUUUUGAUACAGAGCAAUUUGAAAGAAGAUUACAAUCAUUAAAAGAUUCUCAAGAAUCUAUUCAAAGUCUUUCAGCAUGGUGCUUGGAAAGAAGGCAACAUCACAAAAAAAUAGUUGCUACUUGGCUACAAGUUCUAAAAAAAGUAAAAGUGGAGCAUCGUCUUACACUUUUCUAUUUAGCAAAUGAUGUUAUUCAGUACUCAAAACGAAAAAAUUUUGAAUUUGUGGAAUCAUGGGGCACUACAUUACAACGGGCUACAACAAUGGUUAGAGAUGAAAAAGUGAAGCAUCGUAUUUUAAGAAUUUUUAAAAUUUGGGAUCAAAGACAAGUUUAUGAUGAGGAGUUUCUUGCUGAUUUGUCAGGGCUUAUUUCUGCAGCUCCUAAGAAAAAAGUAGAACCACAGUCUGUUCAACAGCCUGAUGAAUUUCAAGCUGCUCUUUUAAUUUCUACAAUGAGAUCUUGUGCUACACUUGAACAAGCAACAGAUGCCAGAUUAAGAGACCUAAGAGAUAGUAAUGUAGAUAUUGACAAUGCUGAGGAAUUGUGCUCAUCUUUGAAAGAUCGGAGGAGAGUCGAAGAUGCAGAAAAAGAAGUUGAUCACGCUGCAAGAAAUAUUGAAAAUUAUGUACGAGCACUUGAGGCAGAAAUAAGAGAAAGAAAACAAGUACUUGAGCUUCUUGAACAAGCUGAUCAAUUUUAUGAAACACAAAGAGGAGAAGUAAAAAUUGUAGUUAAUGCAUAUCGAAAUUUCGGUAGUAGAGUGAAAAAUUUGAAAAAGAAAUUGGAUGAACUUUUACCAAUGUUGGCAUCACCAAUUCCAUCACCAGAUAUAAAUGCUCCAUCACCAAGUCCUGAUAGUGAUAUUGACCUUCCAGGAGAUGAAAGUCAAAUUAACCAAUCUUCUUUAAUAAAUAUUGCUCCUCCAUCAAUGUAUGGAUCAUAUGGACAAGAUUAUAGUCCAAUAUCUGCACCAUUGAAUAAUACAACUACAGAUUUUAGCAAUAAUUUUCCAUCUUUUAUUGGAGGAAAUUUAGAGUUUGAUCCUAGAAAUAUAUUUAACGAUGGUUCUGUAACAUCUGGUAAUAGUCAGCAAUAUGAUUCUUUAGAGAAUAAAUCAAGUGAAGUUAUUGAUAUACAUCCUUCGAUAGUGGAAACAAGCAAUGAUGAGCCAGUUUCGAGUUUUUUAAAAACAGUGCUUCCAUCUUCAGAUACAACUUCUGAUUUAUGUGGUAUUCCUGGGCUUGGUUUAGAUGUUGCAGAUAGUAUGUCUGAUACUAUACAGUGCAAUGAUUAUAGACCUAUUAUAGGACAAAUGCCAACUCCAUUAAUGGGAAGAACAAUAAAUGUUUCUACAACUCCAAUAGGAAAUAUAAAUCAUGUUCAAAUUAGUCAUAGUACACCUUUGCAAACUAGAAACUUGAAUGGAGAAUCUCAUACUCCAUCACCAUAUUCCAGUGAAAAUAGUCAAACUAAUGCUGCUGUGCCUGUAAAUUCUUUUGAUGGAUCCACAUCAUCAGUUAAUCCUCUCCAACCUCCUCCUAUGCCACCAAUAGAGUUUUUAGAUGAUAAUAAUUGUUAUAAUAAAUUACCAUCUAAAUUUCCAACAUGGACAUUUGCAAAUGAGAUACCAAAGGAACCUGUAAAAUGGGAGGAUAAAGUUGUUUUUCCAGUAAUCAAUGAUACAAAUCCAAUUUGGCCAAUAAGUGACAACAAAAUAAAAAAUCAGUGGAAUGAAUCAAGCAAUGAACAAUGGGAAAUAGGUAAUGAUUCAACUUGGACAGAAAAUAUCAGAAUAAAAGAUGAAAUUUUAUCAGAAACCCCAGAAUCUCCACCUAUGUAUGAAAAAGCAGGUUUUAAUGAGCCAGUUGAAUAUAAUGAUUCCCAAUCACAAGAACCAAUUUUAAGUAGUAUUGGUGAUAUUGAUCAUAGGGUUCUACCGAUACCAAUGUCUACAGACAAGCAAUUAUCCCAUCGUCUUAUAAAAGGAGCGGAUGUUGAUCAUCGUAAUCUUAUUAGUUUAACAGGAAGUCCAGCUAAUAACAGUAACGAUGCGCCGUCAACUCCACUACUGAAUAAUAGUUUAUGGACAAACAUAGAUCAAGAUUAUAGGAGGUCAAAUGUUCAAGCUGGAGAUAUUGUUGAAAGUGUUGACAUGGAAAUGUCUGAUGAAGAGAAUGAAAAUAAACAAAAAGGAAGCAGAGUAUUAGUGGAUGUACGAUCACAGGAUAGAGAUAUGCGAGUACCUAAUAUGGCUCCUACUCAAUCUCCUGGUUCACAACACCAUCAUGCUACUGACAUGGAUAUGCGGUUGUUAUCAACUGGAGGGAGUACUAUAAACGCAAUGGGUUCACAAAGAGGUGGAAGUCUUGGAUCAGAAUUACGCGGAGUAGAUACAAGGCCACCACCUCCUCCUCCUCCAUUGCCUCAGUAUCAUCAGUCUGAUUUUCGGCAUAAUAAAUCUGUAGACUUUCGAGGUAAUCAAUCCUUUCAUCAUAAUCAGCAAGACUUCAGAUCUAAUCAGAAUUACUUAUCAAGUCAGCCUAUGCAGGAUUUUCAUCAAGGUCCACAAGAUUUCGAGUUUUACGAAAGUCAACAUGGAAGGUAA